Danio aesculapii is the source of this 4031-nucleotide messenger RNA. Its product is annotated as adhesion G protein-coupled receptor F5-like. Gene Ontology annotation, cellular component: membrane. The record is from RefSeq and is a predicted model, not a curated record. Bases 6 to 2828 code for a protein of 940 amino acids. Gene Ontology annotation, molecular function: G protein-coupled receptor activity. Lineage: Eukaryota; Metazoa; Chordata; Actinopteri; Cypriniformes; Danionidae. Gene Ontology annotation, biological process: cell surface receptor signaling pathway; G protein-coupled receptor signaling pathway. The transcript is spliced from 13 exons.
UCAAAAUGUCUUUAAAAAUAAACGAAGAUUUUUAUACUGGACUCACUGAACCUGGAGAUAAAAAAUACAUUUUGUACAAAACAAAAAUUGAGUCAGCGGUUGAGGCCAAUUACAAAAAUGUGGAUGGCUUUGUGAAAGGCACAGUAAAAGUCACUGGCUUCAGACCCGGUAGCAUUAUAGCAGACUACACAAUUGGUGUAGCAACAGCCAGUAGCCCCAGUAUUGAUGCAUUCGUAGCAGUGAACCAACAGGUUGCAACCACUCUCCGAACUGGAGAUCCUUCAUUCAAUAUACCUGCAGAUGCUUUUUCUCAAAGUGAAGAAAAGAAACUUUCCAGUGCAGAUUGGUAUCCUCAGCAAGAUAUGGAGCUGCAAUGUACACGUCCACCUUCUUUUGAUGGUCCAAUGAGUUGGACAGUGAAUGACAAACCUACAACCGACACCACUAAAUACAUCUUGUCAAACAACAAUAGCAUUCUCACUGUGAGAAACAUCAAUAAAUUUGACAAAGGUAGAUACGCAUGUAUCAUAGCUAGGGCAGUACCAUACAUUCAGUGGCAAGAUAUAAGUAUUAAACCAACUCCAGUUAUCGACGUGGGUGCAAAUGUACGAAAUUUUGGGUGUGUAAACCAGAAUAUUAAUCUGACAUGCUGUGAACAAAGCAACAACCCUGUGGACUGGACAACAAAAGCCCCUGAUGACGUCGUAACAACUUCAGUGGAUGGAUGCGCCACAUUAAUCCAUGCAAUCAAAACUGGAGAAUGUGGAGAUAUAGACUUUAAAUGCAGCCUCAAGGAUCCAGCACUACAAAAAUUCAACUAUGGCAGUAAAAGUGUCACAGUUAAAUUGAAAACAGGAGAAUUAAUGUGUAAAAAUGUAACACUUGGAGAUGGAGCAAAUGGUGACAUUACAGAAGGACCAUGUUAUCCUGGCAUGGAAGGCACCAUAACUUAUAAAUGUCAAAAUAGUAAGUGGGAGGUGGAGACAGAUAAAAACUGUGUGCUGAAAGUAUUUAAGGACCUUGAAAAGAAAUCGGAGGCCUUACAACCACAGGACAUACCAGAUGUUGUAUCCCAGCUCAGUGUUGCUACAGUGAACAAUAAUCAAGUGAUAACCCAGUCGCCUGUGACAGUGCAGACAAUUGUUAACAUACUUACACAUGUUGCUACUCAGUCACAAACGGUUGUCAUCAGUGAGCCUAUAAUGAAGAAUUUUCUUACAACAGUGAAUGUUCUCGUUUCAGAAGAAUCCAUUAAUUCAUGGCAAAACCUGACCAGUAACGACACAAGCGCAACACUUUUGAGCGCUGUAGAACAAAUAAGUAGUCGUCUCACAGAAGGCAAUUUUACAAUUAGUGAAACAGUUGUUGAGUUGAAUAGAACUGUUAUAACUUCUGAAUACAUUGGGACAUCAAGCGUGCCAAACUCAACUACUCAGAUUCUGAUACCGCAGGUUUUAAAUCCAACCUCCUUAACAGUGAUAGUCUUCUCAACACUUAAACGUAUCUUACCUGCUCGUAAUACUACUACUAAUAAUUCUGUUACUACUAAUAAUAAUAGCAGUGGGCAUUCAGAUUUGAGAAUUGUUGGAGAUGUGGUUGUUGUUAAGGUUAAUGAAACAGUUAACAACAUUUCGUUUGCUCAUGGCCUUAAUAAUGAGACUCUGGGAAUUCCUCAGUGUGUCUUUUGGAACUUCAAUCUCAGCGCAUGGGAUUCCUAUGGAUGUGAAGCAAAGCCCUACAUAAGUAAUGGGAACGAAACAGACAUAAUCACUUGUGAAUGCAACCACACAACCUCUUUUUCAAUGCUAAUGUCACCAUUUUCCAUUGACAAUAUAGUCCUAGACUAUAUAACUUAUAUUGGUGUAGCUGUUUCAAUGGCCAGCUUGAUUUUGUGCAUCAUUAUUGAAGCUAUCGUAUGGAGGUCAACAACAAGAAAUGACACCUCCUACAUGCGACAUGUCUCCAUAAUCAACAUUGCCAUCUCCCUGCUGAUUGCAGACGUCUGUUUUAUUAUUGGAGCUGCAAUCUCAAAGGAGCAGCCAACCCCUGCGGAUCGCUGCAGUUCAGUAGUUUUCUUCAUGCACUUUUUUUACCUGGUUCUUUUCUUCUGGAUGUUAAUUUCAGCGCUGUUGCUCUUAUACCGUACGGUCAUGGUCUUGUCCCAUAUGUCAAGAGUCAAAAUGAUGAUCAUUGCCUUUUCAGUCAGCUAUGGUGCACCUUUGCUCAUAUCGGUCAUUACGGUUGCAUCGACAGCUGGACCUCAGGUUUACGUUUCCAAACAAGCAUGCUGGCUGAACUGGACUGAAUCUAAGGCUCUGCUGGCAUUUGUGAUUCCAGCUCUCACUAUUGUAGCCAUAAACCUUGUGGUUUUGAUAGUGGUUCUGUUCAAGCUGUUGAGAAGAGGAGUUGGUGACGCAACUCAACCAGAUGAGAAACAUACCCUGAUGGUCAUUGUCAGAUGUGUGGCCUUUUUGACUCCCAUCUUCGGUCUGACUUGGGGAUUUGGAAUUGGAACCAUGGUGUCACGUGAAUUAGGCGUUCAUGUGGUGUUUGCACUUCUCAAUUCACUGCAGGGAUUCUUUAUUUUGGUGUUUGGAGUGCUUUUGGACAGCAAGGUUCGUGAGGCACUGGCAGGAACGUUUUCACUAAGGAACUUUACCAGCUCUAACCGUACCAGGAGUACCAGUGCAGGACCAUCAUCUUCAAGUGGACUGGGUUUCUUUCAAAGGAGGAGGAGGAGAAGACAUAUGUACAAUGUAUCUGAAGCCAGUGCCCUCUCAGGACCUGCGUCUCCUAACAGUUACAGCUCAGAUCCUAUGAAUGCGUAAUCAGCUACUGCAUUAUCUAAAGUCUACUUUAUCAAUCUUUAACCAGCCAUUUACAAAAACAAAAAAAAAUCUACAAUGCAAGUAUAUGUAAACUGCACUGUCUGUUAUUUUGGGAAGAGGUGUAUUUGUGUUUUCAUAUAUUAAUGAAAAUGGCUUACAAUCAACAGGUCUAAUAUUAAGUUAAGGAUACAUUUUAUUAUAAUGCUGCAGCUGGAAAGAUUAAAGUUAAAAAUAUAUGGUCACACUUUAUUUUGAGGUACAGUUCUCACUUUUAAUAUACCAUUGAUUAUGACUUUUGCCUCAAUAAACUCCUAAUUUGUUUUUUAUUUAAAGUAAUUAAGGUAUUAAUUGGUUUAGGUAUUAAGAUCAUGCAAACCAUAUGUUUUAUAAGUACAAAUAAACAGCCAAAAUGUUAAUAAUUGGCAGGUAAGAAGCCACCAGUAAAUAGUGAGAAUUACCUAAAGUGUUUCCAAAAAGCUAUAUCAAUAAUAGGGGUUGAGGGAAAUUGCUUUAUAUGUGGUUUUCUGUGGGAAAAAUAUUCUAAGUCAUUCAUUUUGUUGUCCAGUUGGUGUUGUUACAUUGUCAAGCUGUUUUGUUAUUUGUUGUUUUGAAACACUUGGGCUACUUUUUUCGUGAUUUGGCAUGUCAAAUUCAUCAACUUUAGCAUCUGAUUAUAUUGUCUUAUCUGCCCUUUUUAACUAAGGUUUACCCACUUCAUAAUUUUUCCCCUCCCCCUUUAUUAGAAUAAGUUUUUUAAAAUGUCAUGGGAAUACUUUAAGAUAGAGACAAGUGCAUUAAAAAGUAAUGCUAUAGUUUUUAGAGGUACUUGAUGAAGAAAAUGUCUUGUUGCUUUAAUUGACCCCUUCACAGAUUCACAAGUGUCCUCUGUUAGAAAUACACUGGCUGCAUCUAAAAGGGAAAACCAGGCUGUUCUUUUGGGAAUUACUUUGUGACUACUAAAAUGCAUGUCUGUAUUAAUGUGUGAAAUAUGAAUGACAUAUGGACAUACUACAUUUGUCAUGGUCUUAUUGACAUUGAUCUAACAGCGUCAGUUUUAUCACUUCACUUCCAUUAUAAAUCCAGUCCUGUGGCCUCAUGAGAGAGUAAAGUUUCCAUCAUGUGCACUGUUUUUUGUCUUUCUGUGAAUUCAAACAUACUUUUAUGAUGUCCUGCUGUCAACUAUAUAAUAAAUACUGUAUGGUA